CGCGCCCGUUGGGGCGGGCGGACGGGCGGGCGCGCGCGCGCGCCUCCUCCCCACCCCCACCUGCCGGAGAACGGCGACACAAUGGCGGCGCCCUUGCAAGUCCCGCGGCCUGUCACCCACCUACUCUUUGACAUGGACGGCCUGCUUCUGGACACCGAGCGGCUGUACUCCGCGGUGUUCCAGGAAAUCUGCGGCCGCUACGGCAAGCAGUACACCUGGGCCGUGAAGUCGCUGGUGAUGGGCAAGAAGGCCCUGGAGGCCGCGCAGAUCAUCAUAGACGAGCUGCAGCUGCCCAUGGACAAGGAGGCGCUGGUGAAUGAGAGCCAGGCCCGGCUCAGGGACCUGUUCCCCACGGCGGCGCUGUUGCCAGGGGUGGAAAGGCUGAUCCGCCACCUGCGCAAGCACGGCGUGCCCAUGGCCGUGGCCACCAGCUCCGGGACCGGCUCCUUCGAGGUGAAGACCCUCAGGCACAAGGAGCUCUUCGGCUUGUUCGACCACAUCGUGCUCGGGGACGACCCCGAGGUGAAGAACGGCAAGCCGGAGCCCGACAUCUUCCUGGCCUGCGCGAAGCGGUUUUCCCCGCCCGCCCCCGCGGAGAAGUGCCUGGUCUUUGAAGACGCUCCCAACGGGGUGCAGGCGGCCCUGGCAGCCGGGAUGCAGGUGGUGAUGGUGCCCGACCGCAACCUGCAGCGAGACCUCAUUGCCAAGGCCACGCUGGUGCUGCGCUCCCUGCAGGACUUCCAGCCCGACCUGUUCGGGCUGCCGCCCUACCCCCUCGAGUGAGAGGCGGGGCCCUGCGGCUGCGGGCGGGCGCGCCCCUCCCGGCCCCGCCCCGCCCCCUCCGCGGGCCACCGUAGCUGCCACCUCGCCACCCACCUCGGGACUUGUGAACGCCCCCACCCUGCAGAUGAACCUGAGCGCGCGCGCGCGUGCACACUGGACGCGGCCCCCGGAGCAGAGGCCAGCACUGGCCCCCGGGCAGUCACGGCGUGCUUGUGCCCGGGUGGUGCUGCAAGAAUCACGUGCACUGAAUACAUGUAUGCACACACACGCGCUUACACGCCACUGCGCAGGCACGCAUGGGGCCCUGCGUGCGUGCACGCACCAACACACAUUCCCGUGCGUGGAGACAGCGUGAAGUGACGGGCGUGCGUGCUUUCCCCACACCCGGACUGGCGUGUGUGAAGUGUGCAUGAGCGUGUGCAGGGUCUGUGCACAUAUGUGUGUGGGCGUGUGUGUGCGUGUGCGCACACCCUCUGUGCUGCGGCGCCCAGCCCUGCCCGUCACGCUGUGCGUGCUGACGGCCCUGAGGGCCGCUGCUGUUGCUUUCUGGUCCGAGCGGCCGUUCUCUUUGCUUUCCAAUCUGAGGGGGCGGUUCUGUUUGGUUUCCGAUCCGAGGGGGGCAGUUCUCUUUGCUUUGUCAUCUGAGGGGCAGUUCCGCUUGGUUUCCAAUCCGAGGGGGCAUUCUUUUUGAUU
Phyllostomus discolor (pale spear-nosed bat) is the source of this 1476-nucleotide messenger RNA. RefSeq names its product pseudouridine 5'-phosphatase (gene PUDP). The record is from RefSeq and is a predicted model, not a curated record. Bases 82 to 783 code for a protein of 233 amino acids. NCBI's taxonomy places the organism in Eukaryota, Metazoa, Chordata, Mammalia, Chiroptera, Phyllostomidae. Gene Ontology annotation, molecular function: phosphatase activity. The transcript has 4 exons.